This is a messenger RNA of Populus euphratica (Euphrates poplar), 1367 nucleotides long. RefSeq names its product plasmodesmata-located protein 7 (gene PDLP7). The transcript is spliced from 3 exons. Gene Ontology annotation, cellular component: plasmodesma. Lineage: Eukaryota; Viridiplantae; Streptophyta; Magnoliopsida; Malpighiales; Salicaceae. The record is from RefSeq and is a predicted model, not a curated record. Bases 123 to 983 code for a protein of 286 amino acids.
GACUCGUUGAGAUGAGAGAGACAAGAGUCUUGUUUUAAGCUCCCGUUAAUUUCAUAACCAAGGGCUUAGAUUUGCCUCCAUAUCCCCUGCCUCUCUUUCUCUCUCUGAGACCUUGUCUAGACAUGGGAAGAACAGCAAGCUCUUCACUUCUCUUAACCUUCACAUUCAUCGUCUCUUUGUCAUCUCUCACUUGUCCUUCACUUUCAGCUUCCACAGAUGCAUUUGUCUUUGGCGGCUGCACUCAACAAAAAUAUGUACAAGACUCACCUUAUGAGUCCAACCUUAAUUCUCUCCUUACUUCUCUUGUCAACUCAGCUACGUACUCUUCUUACAACAACUAUACCAUUAUGGGGUCAAGCCCACGAGAUGUUGUUUACGGGCUUUACCAGUGCCGUGGUGACCUGUCAAUGCCUGAUUGUGCCACAUGUGUCGCCCGUGCCGUGAGCCAACUCGGUGUUUUGUGUGCUCAGACAUGUGGCGGAGCAUUGCAGCUGCAAGGUUGUUAUGUAAAGUAUGAUAAUGCAACUUUUUUGGGUGUGGAAGAUAAGACUGUGGUACUGAAGAAAUGUGGACCUUCGGUUGGGUAUGAUACGGAUGCUAUGAACCUAAGGGAUGCAGUUUUAGGGGGGCUGGCUAGAACUGGUGGGGCUUAUCGGGUUGGCGGGUCAGGUGAUGUCCAGGGUGUGGCCCAAUGCGUCGGUGACUUGAGUACCGGAGAAUGUCAGGACUGUUUGUCGGAGGCGAUCAUGCGGCUGAAAUCCGACUGCGGCACGGCGGAUUAUGGUGAUAUGUUCUUGGCCAAGUGCUACGCUAGGUACACCACCGGUGGGCCUCAUGUGUAUACCAAGUCUCAUGGUGCAGAUAAAUCUACCAGUGAUGGUGAGAAGACAUUUGCAAUAAUUAUUGGACUCUUGGCUGGAGUAGCACUGCUCAUUAUUUUUCUUUCUUUCCUUAGAAAGGUGUUCGGAGGAAACGGUAAAUAAAUUAGCCCAAUUAUUUCAAAGAUCUUGGCAUGGCACUCAAUCUCAGCCGAUCUACUCCUGGUGCUUCUUUUGCUUUGCUUUCCUUUCCUUCAUGAUGUCAACUUUCCCCCCCUCUCUCUCUACGUUCCCUUUUGAAGAUUUUCUUUCAUUUUACUCUCAAAAGGGAGGAUUGAGCAAAAGAGGUUAGAGGGGGAGUGGCAUGCAUCCAAAAAAACAAAGUUGGGAAAAAGGGUAUAAGGGGAGCUAAGAUCCCACUCUCCUCUCCCACUUUUGAUAAAGUUGUAUUGUCCUAAUGUGAAAAGAUUGGCAUAUUCCUUUGUAAAGGUGAAAUAAUAAUGACUGUCUUUUUAGUACUUUGAAUAAGUCUUUUCCAUGAUUCAUUUG